Notothenia coriiceps (black rockcod) is the source of this 573-nucleotide messenger RNA. RefSeq names its product A-kinase anchor protein 7 isoform gamma-like. The coding region runs from base 1 to 573 and encodes 190 amino acids. Gene Ontology annotation, molecular function: protein kinase A regulatory subunit binding. NCBI's taxonomy places the organism in Eukaryota, Metazoa, Chordata, Actinopteri, Perciformes, Nototheniidae. Gene Ontology annotation, cellular component: cytosol. The record is from RefSeq and is a predicted model, not a curated record. The transcript is spliced from 6 exons.
AUGAUGGCCGCAACCGUCCUGGCUGAGGCCGAGCCGUCAUUGGCCGAGCUGCUGGGUGGGCGGGAUCUGGUGCUGCCCUUCUCGGGGAUCGGUCAUUUCAGGAAGGAGGUGGUGUUUGUUGGGCUGGCCCCCGGACAACACAGACACACACUUGACAGUCUGGCAGAGUUGUUGCAAAGCCGUUUUGAAGAGCAGGGUCUUCUGCAAGAAGGCAAUCGCGGGUUUGAACCCCACCUCACCAUGAUGAAGCUGUCCCGAGCACCGAAACUAAGAUCCCAGGGUAUGAAACGUGUGGACCCAGCCCUCUACUCAAACUAUACAAACAAGUUUUUCGGGGACCAGACAGUCGAGCGGGUGGAUCUUUGUUCCAUGUUGAAAAAGAAGCAACAAGAUGGAUAUUACCACACUGAGACUUCACUACAACUUGGUGAGUGUGUACAUCUCGGCCGGGUCUCGAGCACCGAGGUCCAGGCAGAGGGCCGCGGGCCGCUGCUUUGUGUUCACAACACGCUGAACGCCACUCACUGCACCGCGGCUCUGAACAGGUGGGGGGUGGUGAUGGGAGAGGGGUAA